UCCCCUGCUCAAAACCCUCCAUGGCUCCCCACCGCCCUCACAAGCUCUGCUGGGCACUCAAAACUCCCAUGAUCUGCCCCCAAUUCCCAUGGCCCCUCUCACCCCUCUUUUCCUUCACUAGUCCAGAAGCUUCUCCCAAACGGAGUGCCAAGUCUAUCUAUGAACAGAGGAAGCGUUACUCCACCGAGGUUAUGGCCGAUGUUUCCCAAUAUCCAGUCAAUCACCUGGUGACCUUCUGCCUGGGUGAGGAGGAUGGCGUGCACACGGUGGAGGACGCCUCGCGGAAGCUGGCCCUCAUGGACAGCCAAGGCCGCGUCUGGGCCCAGGACAUGCUGCUGCGCGUGUCUCCCAAACACGUUGCGCUGCUGGACCCAGUCUCCAAGGUGCCACGGGGCACACGGGUGGAAGGAGCAGCUUGGACUGAGCCCACCAAGGAGGAGCUGGAGUCUUACCCGCUGAGCGCCAUCGUGCGUUGCGACACGGUGAUACCGCCGGGCCAGAGCUGCUCACUGCUGCUGCUCGUGUGCCAGGAGCCCGAGCGCACGCAGCCCGACGUGCACUUCUUCCAGGGCCUGCGUCUGGGGGCGGAGCUGAUCCGAGAGGACAUCCAGGGGGCUCUGCACAACUAUCGCUCGGGCCGCGGGGAGCGCAGGGCGGCGGCGCUCAGGGCUACGCGAAAGGAGCUGCAGUGCCACCCCUCGCCCGCCGCCGAGACACCGCCCCUGCAGCACCGCCCGACGGUCCGCGCCGCGAUCAACACGGUGGAGCCGGCCGCGGGCCGCGGGCGACCCCAGGCGGACCCCAUCCCAGAGACUGCAGAGAUGCGGAGGCCGGGCCGGGCGGAGGUCUGCAGCAGCGCUGACCCGACCUAUCGGGACCUGGGCCCCUGCGGCCCAGACCUGGCCAGUCUGCAGGCGGAGCGGGAAGUGGACAUCCUGAACCACGUGUUCGACGACGUGGAGACCUUCGUAUCAAGGCUGCAGAAGUCUGCCGAGGCGACCCGAGUGCUGGAGCACCGAGAGCGCAGCCGCAGGACCCGGCACCGGGAGGCCGGGGGUGAGGAGGCGCCACCGAGUGGCAAUCCUGAACACCCCCUUCCUGUUCACUCCCAAAUAUCCAUCCUCUCCCUUGGGUCUCCUCUUGCACCCCCUGCCAGUUUGACUCCCUAUCGCGAUCUCACUGGGUCUCUGCCUCUCUCUUCGACCCUGCCGGACGCUGUCUGCAUGUGCCCCAUCACCGCGCGUGCCUCUCUACCCACAGAGGGCCUCCUGACGCUGCGGGCCAAGCCGCCCUCAGAGGCCGAGUUCAUUGAUGUGCUUCAGAAAAUCAAGUACGCCUUCAGCUUGCUGGCCCGGCUGCGCAGCAACAUCGCCAACCCCUCCUCCCCAGAACUGCUGCACUUCCUGUUCGGACCUCUGCAAAUGAUUGUGGACACCUCGGGCGGCCCCCAGUUCGCGAGCUGCGUGCGGCGGCCGCAUCUGACUUCCGAGGCUGUGGCGCUGCUGUGGGACAACGUCACCCAACUUGAAAACACGCUCUGGACCUCGUUGGGGGACUCUUGGACCCGCCCGGGGAUCCCUGAGGAUCCCUUGCCCCUCCUUGGCUGCAGGAUGGAGCUACCCUCAGAGGAGGGACCCCCAUACAGACCUGAGUUCUACAGCGGCUGGGAGCCCACAGCCACGGACCCACAGGGCCGCACCUGGGAGGACCCAGUAGAGAAACAGCUACAGCACGAGCGGCGCCGCCAGCAGCAAAGCACUCCUCAGGUCGCUGUCAAUGGUCACCAAGACCAGGAACCAGAAGCUGAGCCCCAGGGGCUGGAGCCGGCGGGAAAGUGGGUCCUAUGUAAUUAUGACUUCCAGGCGCGCAAUAGCAGCGAGCUGUCCGUCAAGCAGUGGGACAUAUUGGAGGUCCUGGAUGACCAGCGCAAGUGGUGGAAGGUUCGGGACCAGAGAGGGCAGGAGGGAUAUGUACCCUAUAAUAUCCUGACACCCCACCCGGGGCCGUGGGGGGGCCGCAGCCUGGAGAACAGCACUCCCUCUCCCCCUCCACCACCAGUGUCGGCCCCGGCUCCGGCUCCCCACCCCCCACCAGCGUCCGCCCUGGCUCCGGCUCUCCCUCCCCCGUCAGCCUCGGCCCCGGCUCCUCCCCCCCCGCCCCCUCCCGCACCAGUGCCGACCCUGGCUCCAGCUCCCGGUGCCCGACCAGCGCGGACCCAGGCUCCGACUCCGUCUCGGUCUCCCAGGGACAGCUGCGAGAGCCUCAACAACUUGGACUCCGGCAAGAAGGAGAAAUUCUCCCAGAUGCUCAGUAUCAACGAGGAGCUGCAGGCACGCCUGGCCCAGGGCCUCACAGGCCCCAGCCGCGCAGCCCCGGGGCCCCGCACCCCGGAGCUCCGCGCCCCGGAGCCGCAGCUCAGCCCGCGCUCCAACGCUUCGGAGGUCCGCGCCUGGCUGCAGGGCAAGGGCUUUAGUUCAGGGACCGUGGCCGCGCUAGGCGCACUGAGCGGCGCGCAGCUAUUCUCGCUGCAGAAAGAUAAGUUUCGGGCGCUGAGCCCCGAGGAGGGGGCGCGCGUGUACAGCCAGAUCACAGUGCAGCGCUCGCUGCUGGAGGACAAAGAGAAAGUGUCAGAGCUGGAGGCGGUAAUGAAGAAGCAAAAGAAGAGGAUGGAAGACGAGGUGGAAACGGAAGUCAUUUGAUCCUUCCCCGCCCCUCCGCUAAGUUUCCAGGAAGCAGCCCCGCGGGAGAACGGACUCUGCAGACUGCCCCCACCAACGGAAGUAGAUCCCUCCAGGGAUCGCCGACCU
Messenger RNA from Delphinapterus leucas (beluga whale), 2807 nucleotides. RefSeq names its product EPS8 signaling adaptor L1 (gene EPS8L1). Gene Ontology annotation, biological process: positive regulation of ruffle assembly; regulation of Rho protein signal transduction; Rho protein signal transduction. Lineage: Eukaryota; Metazoa; Chordata; Mammalia; Artiodactyla; Monodontidae. Gene Ontology annotation, cellular component: vesicle; plasma membrane; ruffle membrane. The record is from RefSeq and is a predicted model, not a curated record. Gene Ontology annotation, molecular function: actin binding.